AUGCCUAGCAUGGGUGUGUGGGAGACCGAAGACGAGAUGGACGGGCCGUACGUCGCCGCGGCCGCGGCCCUACCGACACCGACAGAUACGCCAUACCGGACACCAUCACGGACCUCGAGACGGUCACGACGCUCGGUAACGCCGCCACGAAAGGGCAUCUCGCCGCCCCCGAUACCGAACACAGACAAAACGGAUAAAACCGACCGAAGCUCAAAACGGUCAUCCAAAGAUCUAGCUACGGAUGAGUCCAUCAGCAUUUUUGAUCCUCGCCGUUUCACGCCGACCCUCCACGCCAACUUGGUGUCUGAAAUUCUCAACCUCCGCCGUGACCAAGAAGAGAAAAUGAAGAUCAUUGAGAGCCUUGAGACAACACUGCACGCAACAAAGCAGGAACACGAGUCUCUAGAAGCGACGGCUCUAGGGACGGCAAAGGAAAACCGCUCGCUGAAGCGCCAGCUGGCUCUUCUGGAGGGCGGUACUUCGUCUGCCCUCGGCGAACUGGCCCGGGAACGGGAAGAGGCUGUUGAGACCGCUGGCGAGACCAAGAAGCGACUUGACCAGACCCAAAAGCGGCUUCGCCACCACGAGGAGGAUUUACAACGAACCCAUGAUCAAUGGGCGAAGGACAAAGAGGCGUGGGAGGAAGAGAAGCGCAAAUAUGAGCGCAAGCUCCAUGUUGCCGAUACUCGCCUGAAGACGGUCCUCGAAGAAGUGGCUGCGUACCAUGCCGCCCAGGUCAAUGGAAUGAAUGGCCACGCUGUGGACGGCGAAGAACUGGAGGAUGCUACCACUGCUGGGAAGGACAACGAUGCCGCCAGUGUUCGGACGAUGAGCAUGACAAAUAGCAUUCGCUUUUCCGUGGUUCCCAGUAAGCCCAAUGGCAACUCCCUUGCCGACGAGCUCAACUUUGACGGCGAUGAGACCGACGAGACCGACCACGGCGGCCGCGAGAGCGCCUUGUCCUACCGUCUGCAUGGCCGCAGCCACAGUCGCGAUAGCACUGUUUCUCGGUCGCACAGACGCCAGCAAAGCAAUGAGAGCCUUCGCCGUCCUGGCAGUGUAGCCCGGGGCCGCUUCCUGAACCAGUCGGUCCUGGAGCGCCUGGAGGGUGUCACAAUUGAAGAGGGCGAUGAGGAGCAAUCUCCGUCACCGCCUGCGCCAGUGGCUCCAAAGGUGGAAUACACAGACUCGGCCUGCCAGUACUCGCCACCACCGUCGCCCAAGACGGCACCGCAGGCUGCUCAGCCAGAGCCCGUGCCGGUUGUGGAGCUGCACCAGCCGCAGACAGCACCGCCGCCCAUUCCCGCACGUGCCGAUCGUUCUUCGCAUCAAGAGUCGAUUGACAGCACCGGUGAAAUUGAGGCAAACCAGCGACGCAAGCGGGUGCACAUUGCUCGCCCACUGACGAUCGACCCUGUCGUGAUGGGAAGCAACCUCAUGGUGUCUGUGGGCUCACAGACAAUGGCGGAUGAGCCCCUGAGCCCCCCGAAGACGCCCAAAUCGCCUUCAUUUGAGAAGGAGAUCAAGCGUGCAUCUCUCGUUGCUCCGAAGCCAGUUGCACCUCCUAUGGUGUCGAGUGAGACCCAAACAGAUCCUCUUACGCCUCCUGCCUCGCCCGUGGCCGAGUCACAAGGUGGCCUUGUUCCCCUUUCGCAGAUGCUGAUUCCAAGCAUCAGCAUCCACCCGCCAACAAGCCGGCCCACGACUCCCCGUGAGCCGCGUCUACCUCCCCUCGUCAAGGACUUCGGCUGCCAGGUUGAAAUCAUUUCACGCCCUGUGCCAUCGAAGUCUAUCUCUGUACAGACUGAUGAGAUUCGUGUUGACAAGCGCCUUGAUCGCUUGCCGGCUCACCUACACCCAUCUGCCAUCACAUCUCGACCGUCGUCUCCUGCGGCCAUUAUUUCAGACCCUGUUGCCGCUGCUGUUGAUGACCUCAGCAAGCAGCACUUUGUGCCCGCUCCAAACGCCUUGCCACCCCGCAACCCUCGUAGACUCGUCUCGAGGUCGGGCACCCCGAGUGAGCCACCAUCCUCGCCUCCGGCUCCUGCUCCCACUGCUUUUGGCUCCGAGGAAACGCACGAUGCCUACCCUGGCAACAAUGACGACGGUCCGUUGUCAAACCAGAAAGCGCCAAUGCGUCGUCCUCAUCGCAUUAGCAGUCUGUUUGCUGGAUUUGACGGUGGCAGCUCGGAUGAGGUUGACGAGUUUGCUGAUGCCGAUAUGAGUGAUUCCGAGUAUCGCACGGCGCUCUCUGCACCGAAGCCGAAGGCAGGCAGCUCGUCGCGUAGUACCAGCAAACGCAACUCGGGUGCACUUAGUGAAACGGCUUCUCCCGAGUACCUCUCACGCCGGAGCUCUGUGCGCAACUCUGUGCGCAUGCUGGGCAACCUAGCCGGCAUUGAGACAUACAGCAAGUAUACCAUGGCCGACGUCACCAAGGACAGCCGCGAGAUCACCACUGGACGGAGGACAUCCGUGCGGUCGUCGCAGCUGUCCUUUGAAAAGGGCAAUGGCUCUGUUCUCGGCCCUUCUGGCAACAGACCGGGCGUAAUGCGCAAGGCGGCCAUGAUCCAGAAUGGCAUCGCCACGCACCAAGGCCGGUCACGCAGCCCCAGCCUCCCGGAACCUCGCGAUCCGCCGUUCCCGAUUCCUACUCGCGCAAGCUCCCGCAAGCCCCCCACCAGUGUCAGUGCGCCUAGUGAUGGCCAGAGAAGCCCGACGCGGGGCGAUGCUUGGCACCGUCGCGGCGGUAGCCGGACUCACUACCGGGCCAACAGCAUCCGCAAGGUGCGGUCCGCGGCCGCCAUUCCUGUCAAGCCACGGAACCGACGUGGUGGUAGCCGGUCGCCGCCGUUGCAGCAAGGACCCUUCUCGGCGGACGAUGAACCCGAGAGCCCUGGACUGCCCCCGCUGCCGACCAAUGACAUCACGGCGCCGAGAUUCGGAUCCUCGACGGGCUCGCGCUACAAGCCGCAACACCAGCACCAGGCGUCCAUUAACACAGCUAUUACGGAUCAGACCAACGUUGGCUCCGUCAAUAGCUCGAACCAGGCGACUGGCGUUGUGGAUGCCAUUGCGCAGACCAUGGUGGGCGAGUGGAUGUACAAGUAUGUCCGUCGCCGGAAGUCAUUCGGUGCCGCCGAGACUGCUGGCCGUGACGACAGCAGCAACGACCGCCACAAGCGCUGGGUUUGGCUGGCACCAUACGAGCGUGCCAUUCUGUGGAGCAGCAAACAGCCUUCCAGCAACAGUACGCUGAUGGGCAAGUCGGGCCGCAAGCUGACUAUCCAGUCCGUGCUGGAUGUCAAGGACGACAACCUGCCUCCCAAGGGCUGCAGCCAGCUCUUCAACCGCUCGAUUCUCAUUCUCACGCCGCAGAGAGCGCUCAAAUUCACGGCAACAACACCCGAACGCCACUACCUAUGGCUCACAUCGCUCUCUUUCCUUGCCCACUCACAACAGGCUAUUCCCGAAAACAUUACAGCGCCGCCUCCCCUACCCAAGGCGUUGCCAGACUUUGAGCUUUCGUCGCGAACCAGCAAGCUCCGCAAAGGCGGAAUUCGCGACUCCAUCCGACUCACCAAGAACAAAACAGCCGUCUUGAGCACGGCGUCUGGAUCCUCCGUGACUGUGCCGCCUCCACUGCCGCCGAUGAGCAUGACUUCCUCGCACACAGACUCCGCACCGCCGAGCAUUCCAAGCUACCGGCCGGCCGAGUCGUAUACGUCGGCGCCGUCUGUGACAUAUACAUCGGCGCCGUCUGUGGCAGCCACGUCUUCCAUCCACCAGCGGGACACCUCGCGCGAUACGGCCGAGCCACCAGUGAUUGCGCGGUUCCACGACCGGUCGAGCCAGGUGAUGGUGCACGGCCGCAAGCGCAGCAACACGGGCGGACACGUGCCGCCUCCUUUGUCGUUCCGCGGCUUCUCUGGGCCGGCGGGUAGCAGCAGCAGCUACUACCAUGCGUCGAGCAACAGCACGGCGGCCAACUCGGACAUCUCGCAGUCGCAAGCGUCGUCGUGGGGCAUUUCGGGCGGCGCUGGCUCGCAGCGCACGUCUGAAGCGUCGUCGCGGCCCAGCGGCGCGGUCAUGAACAACUUCUUUGACGCGAUUGGUACCGUCCGGAUGGAAGCGUUUAUUAGCCCCCUCGCUCUGUCCCAGUUCGACGAAUUCCCCGACGAGCAAGAGGAAAUGCGCUACCGGGCGCGCCGUCGGAGCAAGGAGAUGAGACGGCGCGCGAGCCGCAGCCGUCACCGUGAGCAGCGUGACAGCUACAACUCGCGGACAACGCGUGGCACGGACGACUUUUACGCGGCCAGCCGCGCAGGCACGGAGGAGGACUACUUCCGUGACGACCCAUUCAAGGGAUUCUAG
Messenger RNA from Sporothrix brasiliensis 5110, 4374 nucleotides. Its product is annotated as nuclear migration protein. Gene Ontology annotation, molecular function: phospholipid binding; tubulin binding. Gene Ontology annotation, biological process: dynein-driven meiotic oscillatory nuclear movement; establishment of mitochondrion localization; maintenance of protein location in cell cortex. The coding region runs from base 1 to 4374 and encodes 1457 amino acids. The transcript has a single exon. Gene Ontology annotation, cellular component: mitochondrion; cell cortex. The record is from RefSeq and is a predicted model, not a curated record. Lineage: Eukaryota; Fungi; Ascomycota; Sordariomycetes; Ophiostomatales; Ophiostomataceae.